AAACCAGUUUAACUUGUUCUGUAAAGUGAAAGAGAUUUCAGAUUUACUGUUCAACAUGACAGUUCAGAGGAGAAAAAUAGAAGGAAAUACAAAUAUAACUUGUGAACAUUAAAUCUUUAUGGAAACACCGAAGAAGACUGGUUGUAAAAUGAGUUUCUAUCAGGAGAGAAAGGAGGAGGAUGUUGAUCACUCUCAGUCCCAGAGAGCAGAAUCUCCUGAGCCAAGCUGUGUGUCUAUGAUGAGUGAUACAUCCAUGACAGAACACCCUAAAUUCAGUGAUGAAUCAGUGCCCUUUCACCCCAGAAAAGAGAAAAAGAGGGCAGCAUCUCCUGAGCCAAGCUGUGUGUCUAUGAUGAGUGAUACAUCCAUGACAGAACGCCCUAAAUUCAGUGGAGGAUUAGUGCCCUUUAACCCCAGAAAAGAGAAAAAGAGGGCAGCAUCUCCUGAGCCAAGCUGUGUGUCUAUGAUGAGUGAUACAUCCAUGACAGAACACCCUAAAUUCAGUGAUGGAUCAGUGCCCUUUAACCCCAGCAAUAAUCAGCCUGAUCAUCCUCCUCAACCACUGAAUGAUGAACUACAAACAGUCAAAGAGCAGCACAAAACCAGCAUGAGGAACAAGUAUGAGAGAUUAUUUGAGGGAAUCAAACUCCAGGAAAAUGAAACCCUCCUGAACAGCAUCUACACACAGCUCUACAUCAUAGAGGGAGAGAGAGAAGGAGUGAAUGAAGAACAUGAGGUUUUACAGAUGGAGAAAACAGCCAGAACACAACACUCACAAGACACUCCAAUCUACUGCAAUGACAUCUUUAAAGGCUCCGCUGAAGCAGGAUGUGAGGAGAAAGAGCAGAUCAAGACUGUUCUUACUAAAGGCAUCGCUGGAAUCGGAAAAACCGUCUCUGUGCAGAAGUUCAUUCUGGACUGGGCCGAGGGAAAAGCCAAUCAGGAUGUAGAUUUCAUGUUUGUGCUACCAUUUCGAGAGCUGAACUUGAUCCGAGAUCAUCAGUACAGUCUUCACAGACUUCUGCUGGACUUUCAUCCUGAACUUCAAGAUCUGGACUCACAGAUUUAUGAGGAGUGUAAAGUUGUGUUCAUCUUUGAUGGUCUGGAUGAAAGCAGAAUCACACUGAUGUUUUCAGACGCUCAGAAAGUUUGUGAUGUGACUGAGACUUCAUCAGUGGCUGUGUUGAUGUCAAAGCUGAUGAAAGGAGAGCUGCUUCCCUCUGCUCUCAUCUGGAUCACCUCCAGACCAGCAGCAGCCAAUCAGAUCCCCUCCGAAUACAUCCACCGUCUGACAGAAAUUCAGGGAUUCACUGAUCCUCAGAAGGAGGAAUAUUUCAGGAAGAGAAUCAGUGAUGAGCAUCAAGCCAGCAGAAUCAUCUCACACAUCAGAAGAGCAAGAAGCCUCCACAUCAUGUGCCACAUCCCCGUCUUCUGCUGGAUCUCAUCCACUGUGCUUCAGAAGCUCCUGGAAGAAGAUCUGAGAGCAGAAAUCCCUCAAACUCUGACUGAAAUGUACAUCCACUUCCUGCUGAUUCAGAUCAACAUGAGGAAGCAGAAGUAUGAAGAGAGAGAUCCAGAGAAACUCCUGCCGUCCAACAGAGAAGUGAUUGUGAAACUUGCUGAAGUGGCUUUCAAACAGCUGAUGAAGGGCAAUGUGAUGUUCUAUGAGGAGGACCUGAUUGAGAGCAGCAUAGACGUCACUGACGCCUCAGUGUAUUCUGGGAUUUGCAGUGAGAUCUUUAAGGAGGAAUCUGUGAUUCAUCAGAGGAAAGUCUACAGCUUCAUUCACCUGAGCAUUCAGGAAUUUCUUGCUGCUUUUUAUCUGUUUUACUGCCAUCUGACAAAGAACAUGGAGCCAUUGCAGGACAUUAAUUAUGAAAGAUACAGUUCUCAGGAAAACUCUUUGUAUGAUCUACUAAGAUCAGCAGUAGAUGAAGCUCUUAAGAGGGAAAAUGGACGUCUGGAUCUGUUCCUGCGGUUCCUGCUGGGCGUCUCAUUGGAGUCCAAUCAGAGACUCUUACAGGAUCUACUGACACACACAGAGAACAGCUCAGAAAACAUCAAACAAAUCACACAAUACAUUAAAGACAAGAUCAAGAAAAAAGACUAUAUCAUGAAACUCUCCACUGAAAGAUCCAUCAAUCUGUUCCUCUCUCUGUUGGAGGUAAAAGAUCAGACUCUGUCCAGAGAGAUUCAGGAGUUUGUGAAAUCCGAUAAUCACUCAGAGAAUGAACUCACACCUGCUAACUGCUCAACAAUCGCCUACAUGCUUCAGAUGUCAGAGGAGCCACUGGAUGAGCUGGACCUCAUGAAAUACAACACAUCAGAUGAGGGUAGAGGAAGACUGGUACCAGCUGUGAGCAACUGCAAAAAAGCUUUACUUGCUGGAUGUUGCCCUUUUGAUCAGCACUGUGAAACUGUAUGUUCAGCUCUCCAAUCACCAAACUCUCAUCUGAAUGAGCUGGACCUGUGUAUAAAUGGCCUAAAGGAUUCAGGAGUGAAGCUGCUUUCUUAUGGACUGAAGAGUCAAAAUUGUCAGCUGGAGAUACUAAGGCUACCUGGGUGUAAUCUCACGGCUCAGUCUUGUGAGAGUUUGUCAUCAGUAUUACAAUCCUCAACCUCCCGUCUGAGAGAGCUGGACCUGAGUAACAAUGACCUGCACAAUUCAGGAUUGAAGCUUCUUUCUGAUGGGCUGAAGAGCCCAAACUGUCAGCUGAAGAUACUAAAAUGUUCCAUAUGUAGUCUCAGUGCUCAGUCUUGUGAGAGUUUGUCAUCAGUUUUACCGUCCUCUACUUCCUGUCUGAGAGAGCUGGAUCUGAGUAACAAUGACCUGCACAAUUCAGGAGUGAAGCUUCUUUCUGAUGGACUGAAGAGUCCAAACUGUCAGCUGAAGAUACUGAGAUUGUCAGGUUGUAUGGUGACAGAAAAGGGCUGUCGUUAUGUAUCUUCAGCUCUGAGUUCAAACCCUUCACAUCUAGAGGAGCUGGAUCUGAGCUACAAUCACCCAGGAGACUCAGGAGUCAAGCUGCUCUCUAAAAACCUGGAGGAUCCAAAGUGCACACUGGACAAACUCAAGUAUGCCAACAAGAAUUGUUUAUACUCUUCAGACUCUCUCUCUCUCUGUUCUUCUUUGGUCAUCUUUACGACCACAUUAAAAUUGGAGAUGUUUCAGACACAUGCUCCAGCUUCACUUUAGCACAAGGGAAAGCAC
Molecule: messenger RNA, 3211 nt
Organism: Carassius gibelio (silver crucian carp)
Lineage: Eukaryota; Metazoa; Chordata; Actinopteri; Cypriniformes; Cyprinidae
Product: NACHT, LRR and PYD domains-containing protein 12-like
Exons: 9
Coding region: 119-3196 (1025 amino acids)
Molecular function (GO): protein binding
Source: RefSeq, a predicted model, not a curated record